This is a messenger RNA of Caenorhabditis auriculariae, 5899 nucleotides long. The record is from the annotation of a GenBank genome assembly. Lineage: Eukaryota; Metazoa; Nematoda; Chromadorea; Rhabditida; Rhabditidae.
AUGUCUUCUCUGGUUUCCUCGUUAGGAUACAACUUCAGUGGACAGGUUAGUCCGUAAAACUUUAUUCAAUUCUCGAUAAAUUCUUUUGUUUCAGUUGGUAGCUAGGAUAAUAUCGUUUGGGAUAAAUAUGUACCUUUUACGGGUCAUUGACAACGAUGUACUGGGCCUUGUCAAUGUAAGGUUUGAAAUUUGACGUUUUUAAGAAAAUUUGAAUUGUUCAAAACUCUUCGCUGAGGGUUUUAAAGGAGCACAGAAGAAUUUUGAAAUAAGAAUUUCGAAGCGAAGUGCCGUUUUCAGUGAUUAUUUAGGUUACUUGACGCUUUUCAACAGUUCAGUGACCUUUUUUAAACGGAAAAUUGCGAAAAAUUGCUUACAGGGUUGGCAAAAUUAUUUAAUUUCUCGCUUCGAGACCUUUCUUUGCUCUCUAAAAACCUCCAGCAAAGAUUUUUCAGCUAAAUAUACAUGAAUAGACAGAGAAUUUUCAGAUUAACACUAUUAUAUAACACGAUUUUGUUCCUGACCCGGGAACCCAUGAGAAAAGCGCACAUUUUCCGAGAAAGUCUGCCCCAAUUUAUGAAUUUGGUCUGGUUGAGGUUGGAAUCCUGAAGAUUCAGAAAAGAAGAAAAAUCAAUUUCAGCCCUUUGAUAUCGCUUUUUCUGAGCGUUUUAUUGGUCUUAUUUUGGCAAACUUUUUCAACGAGCGGAACUGAAGUUUCCGCCUUCGUUUUGUGGGCUUCCCCAGUUUCGGCGAUUAUCGAAGCUUUUGCCGAACCGUUUGCCGUUGUUUCCUUGAGGUAAUUAACUUGGAAUUUAGGUGAAAUCAAGCUUUAACGAAUCUAAAAAUAGUAUCUGAAAAUGUGAAAAGCAUGUGAAAAAUGUGAAUAAUCGUUUCUGUAAAAUGUGAAAAUCAAGGUUUGAUUACUUAAAAUCACUAGAAAAUGCGAAAAAUUUACCUAAGAUCAUUGAAAAAAAUGUUUUUAUUUUUUUAUUGGUACUGCACUUUUUUUGAUAUUCAACUUCAAAAUUUUUUUUUGACGCUUGAAAAUUUUUUUGAUUUGGGCUAGAAGAUCAAAAUAAACCAUUUUUUUCCAAGUAUUAUUCUGAAAAAAAUUGAUCCAAGAUGCGUGUUCACUGCAAAAAGUUCCAUAAGGAAAAAUGGAUUUGGAAAGAAAUUCUGGACUUUAAGACUUUAUUAAUGUUCGAUUUCAAUUUCUUUUUAUUUUUUUCCAGAGAGUCCUUUAAUUUUUUUAAUGUAAUAAAAAGUAAAUAGAAAAAAGAAAUAAAUUGAGUUAUAUUUAUUUUUCAAAAGAAAUGCAAACAAUAUUGGAUUUUUUUGAAGCUCAACUUUUUAAACUGCCCGAAAUUUCAAAUAAGAGCAGAAAAAAACCUUUUUUUCAGAAAAAUUUGCAAUCACGCGGUCAAAAAGACCAAUUUUUCCCAUUUUUUUCUGGUAAAAAAAUUUACAUAUAAAAUUAACUGUAAAAUCGAAAAAAAUUGCAUUAAUUAUUCUUCAGAUUUUCCCUGGGCCGUCAUUUCGCGAUCGGCCAAAGCCUUCUCAUUUUCCUCCAACGAUUUUUUUCGUUUUUUUCCUGUCUUUUUCUUGUUCCCUUCUGUGUACCAUUUGGAUCUUUUCGCGUAUGCUCAGGUUUAGAAAAUUCAAAAAAAAAACUAAUCAUAAGAAAAAAUUCAGAUCUUCGCUUCCUGUACAUAUCUGCUGUUCCAUGUCAUCGCCUUUUAUUACUACUUAAAUUCGCAGAAAAAACCGGCCGAAUUGUCACAAUUUGCUCAUUUUUCUAGUCUUUUACCGCAGAAAAGGUUCAUUUUUAGAAAAAAAAAACUUUGAAACAUUUUUUUUCCUUCAGAAAACUUGUUUUUAUUUUUUACGGUUUUUGAAAUUUUUGGGAUCAUUUUCUCGGAUUUUCCUGCUUCUUUGAAGAUCUUUUUGGUUCAUAAACAAGGAAAAUUAGAGAAGUUGUCGAAUUUCGGUUUCAAAUUUAAGAAAACUGAUUUUUCGAGCUCAAAAAGUUCAUUUUAAUAUUUUUAUCAUUACUAGAAAUAUCAUUACACAUUUAUGAGCCAUUUAUCAGAAGAUUGGUACUGAAAAAGAUCAAAAUUAAGUUUUUCAGCGCCGGAAUCGACAGAGAAUCACUAAAAGCCCUGUUCACCAUGUUCUCCCAUUCGAUUUUGAAGCAACUUUUGACGGAUGGAAGCGCCUAUGUCAUGACUUUCACCGAGCUUCUCACCUUGAAAAAUCAAGGUUUGGAGAAAAAUUUUCAAUGGGCAAAAUCGAAAUUGAUUCUGAGAAGUUCAAAGUUUAUACCAAUUUGUGCUUUUUUUAUAAAUGUUUAGUUGAGAUUUUUUUAGAACCGAAAUUUUUGAAAUUAACCUCCUUUUUGAUCUUCGAAUUAUCGAGUUAUCGGUUGAUUUUUUUCCAUUUUUUUCGGAUCGAUUUUUUUCAGCGCUGUGGGAAGUUUAGAUUUCUAGAUUCCUGGGCCAAUUUUUAAAAUCGAUCUUUCCUACUAAUGAGAAUCCUGUUGAUCUGCGAAAUAUCGAAUUAUCGAUUGAUUUCUCCUUAGAUACAUGAAUAUUUUAUGGAUUGACUCUUUGAGCCGUUUGUCAAGUUGUGAUUUAAUGAUCCCUAGGCAAAAUUUUGAAUUAAAACUCCCCCACCAUUGGAAAUCUUUAUAAAAUGCGAAAUAUCGAUUUAUUUUUCUUCAGAUUCAUUUGUAUCGCUUCUAUAAGUUUUCAGCCGUUUACGACGCGGUUGAACGAGUUGGAAGCUUGGCGGCACGGAUUAUCUUGGCGCCAAUGGAAGAAAAUUGCUACGCUUACUUUGCUAACAAUAUUCGGAAACAGAGUACUGUUUUCAAGAAGAAUUCGGUUGGUUUUAGAGAAUAACUUGAGAAAAACAGAAAAUAUCGUCGUGAAAUGGGAAAAUUUCUCCGUCGAAUAACUGUUUUCUAGAAGAAAUUGGUUGGUUUCGAUGAAAAAAUUUAAAAAAUUUCUGAGAAAUCGAAAAAAGAAACUCAGGAGAUGUGUUGAAAUCACUGAACGAAAAAUUUCAAAGUUCUUUUAUUUUUAUUUUUAGGCUUCAGUUGGCGAAAUAUGGGAAAAACAAGAAACAUUGCUGAAUAAAAAAAGAAAAUUCAGAGAAUUUUCUCAAAAAAUCAUGAAGUUUAUAUUCUGUGAAGGAAUUUCUGAUGAAGAGUUGAAAUUCUUUUUCCCCUUCUAGGAUUCGUAUGACGCCCUCGUCCAGACGCUGUCGACGAUUCUGCACGUGGUCGGCGUCGUCGGAUGCGUCGUCUGUGUCUUCGGAAUCCCCUACUCGGCCAACGUCGUCUACAUCUACGGCGGCAACCUGCUCUACGAGAAUCAAGGUGUGGAUUCUGCUCUUUGAGCCUUGGGAAGUGAACUGAAAAUCGGAAGUUUUUCACGGAAAAUUAUGACAAUCGGCGGUUUUUAGUUCAUAUUUUAAAAGUUAUUUUGAAAAUAAGCAAUUACCUUUACAAAACUCAACUUUUACAGCUUUUUUCUGUUUUUUUAUGGAUUUAUUCAAGGCAAGGCUCAUUUUUCGUACUGGCGAGCACUAAAAAAAGGAGCUUGAAAACUGGAAUUUUAAAAGAAUUGAUGAAGAAAAGGGGUUUGUGUUGAAAGUCAUGUUGUUUUAUUAUUUUUUUUUUAAAUUUAUUUCCACUCUCUAACUGAUUUUUUUCGACUUUGAUAGUAGCUUGUGCCUUUUUUUGACAGGCCUCAAAGGCAAUUUUUUUGAGCUCAGAUUCGGAUUCAGCGUAAAAAACCACAUCCAGUGGGAAUUUCAAAAGUCCCAUUAUGAUCUGAGAAAAUUCCCUAGUUUUCUUCAUUUUAUUUUUUUACUAACUGAAUUAUUUUGAAAUCACAUUUUGAGAUCAAAUUGGAGUUUUUUUCUCAACCUUUCUCCAUUCAGGAGCCCUUCUUCUGUCGCUUUAUUCGGUAUACGUCUGGGUGAUGGCUAUCAACGGGAUCACAGAGUGUUUUGCCAUGGCUAGUAUGGACAAUGUUGAGGUACUGGAAAAGCGUUUUAGUGGUCACUAUAGAGGCUCGCCAAGAACUACUUGUAGAGAACACUGAAGUGGCCACCAAACCCACCUCUAUAGUGGCCACUAUUUUCCGUUUUAGUGGCCACUAUAUAGGUUCUCUUUUUAGUGACCACUUCAGUAGUUUUUCAUUCAGUAUUCCCUCCAGUAACUCUGAUAGCUUUAAAAAAAACCGGUUGGACCAAUUAUGUUGAUCCAUUGACCCCUAAAGUGGCCACUGAAAUUUUUAGUAGUCUAGUAUUAGCACUUAGACCUGUAUAGUGACCACUAAUUUUUAACCCCAAAAGUGGCCACCAAUUUGACUAAACAUUUUCUCAGUUUAGCCCAAUUUUUCCCAGGUCGUCUCACACGGAAGCUUCCUGUUGGCCUCGGCAAUCGGCCAUCUUGUUCUGAACGUUUCCCUCUGCUUUUAUUUCAAUUCGGCUGGAUUUAUCAUUGCGAAUAUUGUUAAUAUGCUCGUCAGGAUCGUGUAUAGGUAUUUUUCAUUGUGAUAGCAGAAUUUUUGAAAUUUCUAUUCCAGUUGGAGACAUAUUCGAAGAUUUUUGGGCGAAAGAACGCCGCCCUUGACGACACUUUUCCCGACCCUGACCGUUCUGGGAUCGCUGGUCUUCUGCUUCUUCGCCACGUCCUUCUCCUACUUGGUAAUCCCGAGAUCAAAUUGAUUUUGGCGAUUUCACAGACUUCUCGUUUGAAAUGGUUACGCUAAAGUUGAAUAUCGGAACGCGGGAAAAAAAAAUUAGUCAUAUAGAGACUUUUAAGAACGAAAAUCGAAAUCUUGGAGUUUUUGGGCAUUAUUUUAUCGACAUUUUGGACUGUUCGCCUCAACCCAGUUUUACGCCUUGCAAAAUGUGAAUUCGGCGUAUUUCGAGAAACCUUUUUGAACGAAUAAUUUGUCUAUUUUCAAAUCGCUGAAGUUUUUCAAGCACUUUAUUAAGGUUCCGGUUUCUGGAAUAGUUUUUGAUCGGGUCUUGCAGCGGUAAACAUGUUGUUUGAAAAUCUUUUCAACGGUUAGAAGAUAAAUCGUAAAGUUGCGCUCUUUCUAAGGGAAAUUCACUUGAGGGAUCACUUUGCGGUUUUUUUUGUUAGAAGGGCUGCAAGAACUCAUAAUCAAGUGGAAAGUAUGCAUUUUUCAUUUGAAAAACUUGUGAAAAGGUGGAAUCACUUAAGUUAUCACUAAGUUGAAAAAAUCAUUAGAGGUUUUUUUUCAAACGAGGAAGAGGCAAUUCUUCUCUAGAAAGGUAAUUAAAUCACUUGAGGGGUUACUUAAUGGCCUAUGAUCUUCUCAAAGUCAGUAAUAGAUGGCUUUUUUGACGGCAUUUAUCUAAUUAAUUUUUUUUUUUAUGUUUUCCGUGAUGUAAACUAACGUGAACUUUAAUUUUAAAACUUUCGUGACCUUCUGGGUUUUUUAGCACAAAAAAGUGUAUCUACCGAAAUAAUGAUAAUUCGGUAGGUCUCUUAUAACGAUACGAUUUUCCAAGUUUUUUUUUUCGAAAUCAAUAGUCGAUUCACAAGCUUUUGAAAAAGUUCGAGAGCACAGGCUAGAAUAAAACUGCAAUAGGUUCCCUUUGCGAUAUUUAAAUUCAUUUUGACUUCCUGGAAAACUCCAAAAAGUUUUCUUGAAUCUGCGACAAUUACUUUAAAAACAGUUUGAAGCUUCAACUUUCCAAUUUUUUGCAGCUGUUCGGCUCGACGCCAGGAUUUUCUCACGCGGCCGUACAUAUCGCCAUUGGCGGCGUCCUUUUUGGACUGCUUUCUUUAAAUAUCGCCCAACAUGACCCAGUCUUCUCUACCCUUGUCAAUUCAGCUUUAAAGCCUCAUUAUAAUUAA